AUGCGCGUCCACAUCCAUCCCCGCUCAGCCCAAGAAAAACCAUUCGCCGGCCACGGCGACAAGAUCCCAUUUAUACGCACCGCUCGCUCGCUCGCUCUUCACCAGAGGAGAGGCCACAUACACACAAGCAUCCAUCGCCGAUCGCAUGAGCGUUCCACAAGCAACUCCACCAGAUCGAUCGAUCCCUUGCAGUUGGCUGGAGCAAUGCCUUGCUUGGCGCACGGCCGCCACCCCAGGCCUCCGGCCACUAACCACUGCAAGUCUCUUACCUGCCUCAUCAGGGAGACCUACGCGCACUGCCAUGUCCCCUGCAUCGGGAUCGCCGGCGCCGGGUGGAGCUCCGGCGACGACAGCGAGGACGACGACGACGACAUGCUCAACACGAAACAGGUGAUACUCAACGAGAUUAGGAACCGGCAGCUGAGGAAGGAGUCGAGGUGCAGCGGGGACUCGCCGGCUCUGUCGGGCGCCUUCAUCUGGUUCUUCACCCCGCUCGACCCGAGAAGCGUUCUGGAGAAGGUCUCGAGCCCUGAGAAGCACGUCGUGGCGGGGGAGGAGAAGGGAGAGGCGGAGGCGGAGGCGGGCAGCGACGCCGGCGACGUGGAGAGCGAGGCCUUCUUCUCGGUGAAGAGCUUCUUCACGCGCAGCACGAGCCGGGCGGCGACCGUGGCGUCGUUGACGGACAUGGACCCGCCGGCGACGUGGGAUGGCUUCCGGGACUGCGAGGGGUGGCCGUUCGGGCUGUGCCGCCGCCCCGCCGUGCCGCCGCUGCCCAGCACGCCGGCCGACUCCUGGAAAUGGCGGAAGCAGAGCAGCGGCCGCAGCCUCGCCGCGAGCCCGCGUCCUGCUCACGGUGACAAGAUCACAACGAGUUGAGCGGCGGCGCCGCCGUUAACAAGCAAGAACAUUAUAAUUGAGCCGCCCGUGUGUUAGCAGACACACCGACCUGCUUAGACUGGGGUAUUUUUCAUGUGCUCAUAGGUAUUUCGUUCAACCUUGCACCAAAUACCGGGGAGCACACCAAAAUUACGCCCAAUCUAUAUACAGGGUACGAGAUGUGUGACGAAGUUGGCAGAUUAUUCAGGUAUCUUUGGCGUCGUUGGUGAUUCGAGAGGGCUGUUGUGAUUUUGUUGUUCUUCUCCUAGAAGAAUUCGUCUGCGUAAUCGUAAUCCCAGUAACUCAGAUGCAUGUACUUUCUGAUUUCCAGAGCUGCA
Aegilops tauschii subsp. strangulata is the source of this 1214-nucleotide messenger RNA. RefSeq lists its product as uncharacterized. Lineage: Eukaryota; Viridiplantae; Streptophyta; Magnoliopsida; Poales; Poaceae. The record is from RefSeq and is a predicted model, not a curated record.